AUGAUGCAAAAUGGACGUAUCAGCCACCGUGCUGCUGACCAGGACCACGGUGGCUGCGGCCAUGGCGACAGAAACGGCGGCUGCGGCCAUGGCGAUGGCGACGGUGCAGGUAGCAAUGUCAAUGGCGUCGGCUCGUUCUCGGAGAUCAAUAACUGGUUGGGGAGCAACAGUUUUGCGACGCAACCUGGUUCACAACCAGGUUCGCAGCCGGCGGAGCAGCUCCUCCAGUUGUCGUCGGCACCUCGGUCUUCCAUCGGCGGCAGUCCAAACCCUAACCUCGCCCUCCGACGCCAGCGGACGUGUCCGCCCGCGCUGGACAAAUCUCCGCCGCCGCCCGCGCCCAACCGGGAAGCGCCACGUGGCCCGCGCCGUCCCCGCGCCGCCGGCCCGCCGGGCCCGUACGCCGCCCCCGAGCCCGUUCCCGAGCCCGCGGCUCCCCCGCCGACCGCGCCCUCCCGUCGCCAGCGCCGCGCCGCCGCCGCCCUGGUGCGCCUCGUCGCGCCCCGCAGCUUCCCUGCCGGCGCCGCCCGCCGCCCCAUCGCCGGCGCCGCCGCCCGCUCCCGCCGGACCUGUGCCGUGCCACCCCGGGGUCGCCGCCCCUCUCCUCCGCCGUCCUCUCCUCCUCCGGCCGCCUCCCCGUCGCCCCUCCUCCUCAUCUCCGGCCACCGCCCAUCGAAACUCGAUCGGAUCUGGUGA
This is a messenger RNA of Aegilops tauschii subsp. strangulata, 696 nucleotides long. NCBI's taxonomy places the organism in Eukaryota, Viridiplantae, Streptophyta, Magnoliopsida, Poales, Poaceae. The record is from RefSeq and is a predicted model, not a curated record.